GAUCAUUCUCAGCCGAAUGAGGUCAGUGUGUUAUCACUAUGAGGGGAGCGUGGAAAACGCAGUCGUUCUAUUUACUGGGGACCAUAGUGGGGAUCCUCUUUUUGGGCAUGUUUCUGAAGAACGGAUACCAACAUGGUGAAGAUACCGAUAAAGAUUUGGGCACAUCGCAGAUGUUAUGGAGUUUUUCCAGCUUGGAGACAAGCAUCAGCAAUCUAAACGAUGCACUUAGACGUUUUGAGCAAAAGCAGGAUGACAUGCAGAAGAUGUUAGAAGAAGACAGGCACAGACAUAGAAAAUCAGCAGAGGUCCAACAGCAACCAGAGAAGCAGAAGGAAGGUGAUGCAAAUAUCCAACCCCAAAACAAGGCAACCCAAAUGAAAAAGUCUGAAAAACUGUUCCCUCAGUCAGCCUUGUUCAAGAAAUGGGGGGAAGAUCUCUCUGAGGAUGACCAAAGAGAGGCUCAGAGCCUGUAUGAGAAGUAUGGGUACAAUGUUUUUCUGAGCGAUCGCCUCCCUCUGGAUCGACCUCUUCCAGAUACCAGGGAUCCUCGGUGUUUGAAAAAGAGUUACCCCAAGGACCUGCCAAGUCUCAGUGUGGUGCUCAUCUACCUGGAUGAAGCCCUGUCUGUUCUCCAAAGAGCCCUGCGCAGCAUCAUCGACCAAACUCCUAAAAACCUGCUGAAGGAGAUAAUAAUGGUGGAUGACAAUAGUUCUAAUGAAAAUCUGAAGGGUGACCUUGACAUGUAUGUGAAGUCGCUUGAGCAGGAGAACCCUAAUCUCCGUAUUGUGAGAGUGAGGCACAGUGAGCAGAGAGGUCUCGCUUCAGCAAGAGCAUCCGGGUGGAGGGCUGCUACUGCUGACGUGGUGGCCAUCCUGGACGCACACAUUGAAGUCCAUGAGAUGUGGGCUGAACCACUGCUGACACAGAUUAAAGCUGACAGAACUGUGGUGGUUUCCCCAGUGUUUGAUAAAGUCAACUUUGAUGAUCUCAAGGUUAAUAAAUAUCAUCCCAGUGCACACGCCUUCGACUGGGCUCUGUGGUGCAUGUAUGAGAGUUUUACACCUGAGUAUUACAAACUUAAUGAUGGUUCACUGCCUGGCAAGAGUCCAUCUGUCAUGGGGAUCCUGGUUGCUGAUAGAAAGUUUCUGGGGGAAAUUGGAGUCCUUGAUGAAGGAAUGAAAGUGUAUGGUGGAGAAAAUGUUGAGCUGGGAAUUCGUGUAUGGACAUGUGGAGGCAGUAUUGAAGUUGUUCCAUGUUCCAAGAUCGCCCACAUCGAGAGGGCCCACAAGCCCUACAUGCCUGACCUGGCUCCUGCCAUGAAGAGAAAUGCCCUCAGAGUUGCAGAGAUCUGGAUGGAUGAAUACAAGCACAAUGUUAACUUGGCUUGGAACUUGCCAUUUGAGAAUCAUGGAAUUGACAUAGGCGACAUUUCAGAGAGGAAGAAACUCAGAGAAAGGCUGAACUGUAAACCUUUCAAAUGGUACCUGGAUAAUGUGUAUCCUAAGCUGGAUCCCUUGAAUAACCUACUCGCAUAUGGAGGAAUGAAGAACCUUGACGCUGACAUGUGCAUAGACCAAGGUCCAGUACCAGGUCACACACCUAUUGCCUACAAUUGCCACUACUAUCAACCUCAAUUCACAUAUUAUCGUGGAACGGGUGAGCUCUACAUUGGCGGCAUCAAGUCACAUAAGUACAAUGACAACCGAUGCUUAGCUGACAUUGGCACAAAAGAAACUGAGCCUGGCCUGUACAACUGUAAAGAGGCUAUACAGAAAGGAAUGGGGAUAUACUGGGACUUCACUCAGGGCAAAGAACUGAAAAACAGACAGACAAAACGAUGCCUGGAAAUUAUAAACCAGAAACUUAUAAUACAGGAAUGUACAGGUCAAAGAUGGCAAAGUAAACAGAUAAUCAAAUCCUUUUAAAGUGUAUUUUACCUCUUCUCAUAGAGCAGUGUAUAAGUUGCACCUGGGUGCUCUAUUGAGAAUAUCACUUUUACUUUUGCUUCCAAUAUUUUUAAUGUGUGUGUUUAUUAAAGUUUUUUAAAGGCAAGAUAUUUGAAUAAGCAGACACUAAAUAUAAAACAUUUUUGUAUCACAACACACUUUGAGUCUUUCUCAACAUUUGAGUUACAAGAGUUACAAGUGACACAGGUGUAAAACUCUAGCAAGGUGUUGCCAAGUAUACUUGCCUUUACUAGAAGUGGCAUGAAUUACACUGCAUUUGCCUACAACACUAUAUCUUAUGCAGCUAUGCACACUAUACAGCAAAUCCAUUUUCCUCAGUGACAUCUUCACAUAUUCUGUUCAAGUACAGGUAAAACUUAGAAAUUUGGGUUUUAAAGUGUUGUUUUAUUCUUUAAGUUUCAGCUACAUUAGAGACCAUAAAAUAAUGUUUUUUAGUUUUUAGUUUAAUUACACAUUUAAUGUGUCUCUUACAAGUUUGAAGUACAUGGGUUUCCAGUAGUUUAACAGGCAAUAUUUAUGGUUUAUAUUCAUCCUUUUGGGGCUAGUGGGUGGCUAAAAGGUUUUGACAUCUAUUUUUAUAGAUCUUAUGUCUGAUAUUAUCAAUGAAAAAUAAAUUAAGUAAAGCCGAAUGAUCAUCAUUUCAUUGGAAAAAUGUUUCAUAUCAUCAUGACUAACAUUAGGUUGCAUGCCUGAAAGGGAACAGAGGUCUGACUGUUUUGUGUUCUGUGGAAUGUAGUGCAUAAUAAAAUUGCAAUACAAACAUUUUCCCUAUAUAUGAAAUCUCGAUGACUGUUCUCCUGGACUUGGAGUUUUUAUUGCUACUGUUUAAACAGGUUUUUCUUGUGUGGUCGUCUGAAGUUUUACAAAGUUCAGCUUUCAUAAUGAACUAAUCUUUAAAAAAAUGGAUCUUUACCUUUGUGAUGUCUGGUGGUUGGUAUGUUGUAAUACAGCUGAGUAAGAUUAGUGUGUAACAACUCUGUUUAUUGGAUUACUUGAAUUGUUUAAAGUGUCCGGGUCGUACUCUGGUUUGUACUUUCUCUCUCGCAGAACUUUUUUUUCCCAUCAAGUAAAAAUAGGCCUAUAUUUGGGCCUUUGUUUCAGUUAA
Molecule: messenger RNA, 3072 nt
Organism: Oreochromis aureus
Lineage: Eukaryota; Metazoa; Chordata; Actinopteri; Cichliformes; Cichlidae
Product: probable polypeptide N-acetylgalactosaminyltransferase 8
Exons: 12
Coding region: 39-1925 (628 amino acids)
Cellular component (GO): Golgi apparatus
Source: RefSeq, a predicted model, not a curated record